AUGGUGGAAGCCAUCGGAUCAGGCGCGUCAGUUAUUGCUUUCCUUGGUCUUGCUGGCCAGCUCGUGCAAGGCUGCGAAUAUGUCUGUCGAACAAUUGAUCGAAUCAAGGAAGCAGACGACGAUGUCCGGGAAUUUCGAAGCGAAGUGAGCUCUCUUGAACUCAUCAUUGACAGCUUUCGCAACGUUCUUCAAGAUUUGGAAACCUCUGGUGUUCAGUUGACAGCGAGUGGUCGGAUGCAUGCAGUUCGAUCGGUUCUGAACACAGCGCAAGAAGCUGUGCAGAACCUAAUAAAGUUGAUUGCGACCAACAACUUUUCCGGGAGGAAGAGGAGUAAACUCAAGUUUGUGUUUUUAAGAGAUACCUGCGCAAACGAGAAGAUCUCUCUAGUCUCGAAUCUCGGCCAUUUUUCGAAGGUUGUCAGUACGAUCCCAGCACGUUUGGAUGAAGUACACGUUGCUGCAUGCAAUACAAAGGAAGCCAUUUCUGUAUUUAAGAAUGACCUUUUUAAAAAAAUCAAUGACCUCUGCAACGCGGUCAACGCAAUUUCAGCAUCAGAAUUCACUGCUUCCACUACCAUAGUGUCCGAAACAGCCGUUCACGUCCAUGAGGCGCUUUACAAUGCAAGUACAACAAAUAAAUCUAGCGAAAAGUUGAAAGCCACUUCAGAGGGCUUAAGGUUACUGCCAUUCAAACCGAUUUUGGGAACUGGACCUCGACGAGAAGUUGUCCAACAGCGUAUCUUAGAAAAGAAAAAUUCUCGUGCUAUUGGUAUAUUGACUGUGCAGUCUAUCAUUACAACUUUCAAUGAAUCCGACACUGAUGCUGCCAACAUACGAUCACUCACUGUCACUCAGACGAACGUGGAAUUGUUCCCAAAUCCGGAGUUACUUCAGUUGGGUAUAUAUUGCUCUAUUGUUGAGCAAGGAUUCGCUAUUUCGUCCUUUGCCCCCGAACCCGCGUUACGAGUGUACAAUAUAAUCAAUAGCAAUGCUUCAAUUGUCAACGCUUGCAUCUCUUGUAACCUGGCAGAGGUUAGAGAGCUCUUUAUAAAUGGACAUGCCUCACCAUAUGAUCGUUUGUGGGCUGAGAGAUCUCUCUUGGAACUAACACUGCGCCAAAUUAUCGAAAUUUUCAAGCAUCGAUCUAUUCCCCCGCAGCGUGGUAUCGAAGGUCUGCUGUCCGUCUUUGAGGCAAUGGUGCACCAUGGUCUGGAUCCAGGAGUGCCAAGAAUAAAGGAGGAUAGAGCUGGUCAAUCGCCGCUCAUGACCAUAGCUGCUUUGUCACCAACUUCAAAGCCAGAUACUGAAUUGCUGCUGCAUUUAGCGCGAACCAUAAUCAAGAAUAGUACCCUCGCUCCACUUCGAGAACAUGGCUUGGAGAACUUGGAUUGGCAAGUGCAAAUUGAUGGAUUUAAACGUCCCGUUUGUAACCUCUCAAAGACCCAGGAAUUGUGGCCUCUAGCAUGA
Molecule: messenger RNA, 1467 nt
Organism: Botrytis porri
Lineage: Eukaryota; Fungi; Ascomycota; Leotiomycetes; Helotiales; Sclerotiniaceae
Exons: 3
Coding region: 1-1467 (488 amino acids)
Source: RefSeq, a predicted model, not a curated record